Molecule: messenger RNA, 4875 nt
Organism: Bemisia tabaci
Lineage: Eukaryota; Metazoa; Arthropoda; Insecta; Hemiptera; Aleyrodidae
Product: gamma-tubulin complex component 3 homolog
Biological process (GO): cytoplasmic microtubule organization; microtubule nucleation; spindle assembly
Cellular component (GO): spindle pole; gamma-tubulin complex; microtubule organizing center
Molecular function (GO): gamma-tubulin binding; microtubule minus-end binding
Source: RefSeq, a predicted model, not a curated record
UCGAUUUUCCAUUGUUAUCAUGCACAUUCACCUACCUGGUUUUCCUUUUAAUUUUCUGUAACUCAAUUCAAAGUGAAUUACUAUGUGCCGUGCAGACAUCAUCUACUUUUUUAGUUGAUCUAUCGAAAGUUUUCCAAUCUCUAAUUUUUCGUCUUUUGAUAAUUAAGUAUCAGAAUAGUCUUGGACCCUCCUAAUGUCUCAACCCACAGACCCAGUCAGAAGAUCUCAAACUACAGCUUUAUCGAAGCAAUUAUGUUUCUUACUCACCAACAAGAAAGAUGAUGAAAUUUUCAAAAAAUUCAUCCUCACUCUAGCUUUACAUUUGAAGACAGAGGAAAUCUCCACAUCGUGCUGCACUGCAAUUUUUGAAAAAAGUAAAAAACAACUGUCUCUCAUUCACAGUGAUGCUGAUAAUGCAAUAAAUGAAUUUGAAACUCUCUUCAGGAAACUUUCGAAGGUUGAUAGUUCUGAUAAGCAAGCUGUGCUUGCAUUUCUCCUAAAAUUGAGUGAAUUGAUCGAAGCUGAGCAAGAAGCUAGCCACUCGGACAGUAGUCUAGAUUUUCGAAACAAGGUGCACACGACCCAAAAACGACUGAUGAAGGACCUCCCACACAAUUGGCUGAGUCGGAACUCACCAGCCAUCAACUACCCUUCAACUGCUCCUUUAAGUUUUUCAAGCAGUAAUGUUCAGCCAAUUGCCUCAUCCACUGUCAUUGCUGGCAAGCAGAGCUCACAAGAACCCUGGAAGGUUUCUAACAUAAAAAACACAACAUCUUCUAGAAACAUUCUAUUGCCUGACAGGACAAAGAAAAAAACACCCAUCUCGCUGGACCUAAAUGCUGGGGUGCGCUCUGUCUGUUUGGUGAACAACCUACCUGUGAAUCACUCCGUUUCUUAUAAAACAGAUGUUCCGGAAGCAGUGAUCAUCAAAGAACUGAUAUUUUGCUUUCAAGGCAUUGAAGGGCAAGUCAUCAAACAUGAUCCAUCCUCUGAAGGAUAUAUCAUCGAUCCUAAGGCUAAAGUCACUAAUGUAGUAGCAGUUUUACGCUUGAUGGAGCUUGGCUACCUGCACAAUGUAAUUAAAAAAUUUGUGGAGUCCUCGCAAGGGAAAUCAUCUAUUCAGCGAGGUCUAGUGAUGUCACUCCGUGAAGAAUUGAUGGAAUUUUAUAAACUUGUCUCAAGGCUUCACUCAGAGGUCACUCAAGAUGAAGAAAUUCUGGUGGCAGACACUCCAAUGAGUGAGGAGAACUUGCGCGUGGCGCGUACACCGCAUUUGGAAAGUCUGACUCUACGUAGGCUCCUCCUUCGAACAGAUGCGGCAUUCUUAAGGCUCAUGAUCCUUGUUGACCUCAUUGAGGAGUUGAAAAAGUGUCAUGGUGGGAAAAUAAUCUCUGUCAUCCACAGAUUCUCACAUUAUGGAUACCCUGAGCUUACACCGGUUUUCUCCCGCCUUUUACAUACGACAACUCAUUCACUGCUUGUUUUGAUGAGCCAUUGGAUCGUCGAUGGUACCUUGUUCGAUCCGUUUGAUGAAUUUUUUGUAGCCCACAAUAAAUUAAGUCAGGGUGUUUCAUCUUGGGAUUCUCAAUUCAUCCUCAGGGAGGAAAUGAUACCAGACUUUAUAUCUAAAGAGGAGGCAGCUUACGUUUUGCAAGCCGGUCGUUGCAUAUAUUUCUUGAAUGAAAUCUGUAAUGAAAAGACGGAAGUGUCCAAAGCUCGGAGAUCCUUUCAACAACUUGAAAAUAGCGGUGGUGACCUUUUACCAAUGAUGGAGCCGUUCAACUCUAUCACAGAAUUGAUAGAAAGAGCUCAUGAAGAAUCCUCAAAGUUAGUCUUAGAUAUUUUGUGCCAGAAAUUCAACCUAUAUGAGCAUCUUCAUGGUUUGCGCAAAUACAUGCUGCUCGGCCAAGGAGACUUCAUUCGGUAUUUGAUGGAAAUGAUCGAGCACAAAUUGGAUGGAUCAGCGCACAUUUUGUAUCAACACAAUUUACAAAGUAUUUUAGAAACAGCUAUACGAUCAACCAAUGCUCAAUUUGACAACAUAGUCAUUCUGAACAGCCUCAUUGUCAAAAUAAUGACUCCAAAUGACGGAGAUUUUGGUUGGGAUGUUUUCCGUCUGGAGUACGAGUUGAAUGGUCCUCUGGCAACUAUUUUCAAGAAAAAUGAAGUGGAGUACAGCCAGUUAUUCAAUUUUCUUUGGAAUAUAAAGAGGCUUGAGUAUGUUUUAUCCAAAUUGUGGCGCAAUCAAAGCCUUAUCAAUAAAUCUUCCAUUUUGCUCACUGAAUUGAAGUCUGUUUUCGUUUUGAGCUGUUCUUUGAUCAGCGAGAUGGUCCAUUUCAUCCAUCAACUUCAAUACUACUUCCUGACGGAGGUGCUCGAGACUCAGUGGCACGAAUUCGAGCAAGUUGUCAACAAAGCAGGGUCGCUAGAAGAGGUUGUGGAAGCACAUGAUCUUUUCCUGCGCAAAAUCAAAAGUGGUCUGCUCCAAGAUAGGAAUUCAGGGAGUUUUAAUUUACACAUGUCACUAGUAAAAGAUCAGAUUUUAGAAGUGAAAACUGUCCAAUCUAGGUUCAUAGAACUGGUUUCUGAUGAGACUGAAAGGCGUUUAGAAAGACAAAGGAUUGUUGCGGAAGUAGGAACAAGCAUAGAAGAAGAAAUGCACAAUGACAAGUGUUUAUGCGAAUUCGUAGAUAAACUCAAGUCAAUCAAAGCACAAUUUUCUAUUAUUUCGAAAAGUUAUCAGGAAUUUCUGCGAAAAUUACUUCUUGAUCUGUCGAAACAUCCAUUGAUUGAAGUGCAAAUGCUCAGUAGUCGGAUCGAUUUCAAUGAGUUCUACAAGAAAAACGAUUCUCAACUAUCUGAAUCGAUAAAACUAAGCAGUCGAAAAGAACGUUUCCAAACUUUUGAUGAACUGUGAUUUGUGAGGUGUAUGCCUGGUUAUCCUCAUUGACUGUUACCAUCGUCGUUGUUUUAAUAUUUUCUUGUCUUACCAUUACUUUCAAUGUUCUUCGAGAUUAUAGAAAUCCAGAAUCCAGAGAAUUUGAAUAUUUUAUGCCUAUUUUUGAGAUAGGAGAAAACUAUUUGGUUUUAUUUAAUGUUGACAAAGCUAAGUGUCCUCCAGUGAAUCAUGAAAAGAUAAAAGUGUGAAAUCGAAAUACAAGCAAAAGCAGGCCUAUUUUGAAUAUAGUUGGUUAAAAUAAGUGUUCUAACCUCACCUUAAAAUUUUAGGAGCUUUUUGGCCAAAAAGCCAUUAUGUAUCAUCCCCGAAUUUCUAGGGGUCUUGAAGAUUCUUGAUCAUGAAUCAAGAAACUUUGCUCAGAGCAAGGUUGUAACAAAAAUCAAGGGUGCACUAAUUUUUCGGGUGCAUCAUGCCCAGUGAAGUUAGAUUAGAGGUUGAAAUACUCCAUGCCAUUAUUGUAUGUGUGCAGAAAUAGAUCCUAAACGCACCAUUUGUGCCCUAGGUACCGUUUUUUUAAGCAAAUUACUUUCGCUGCUGAGGUCAACCUGCCUGGCAGAACAUAGCAUUUGCUAGAAUGAAUUUAUUUUGGGCAAUGAUGUGCCAUAUUUGGCUGUAGGUCUCUGUACUAACUUAUUCUUCCAGAAAUGCAUCAUCAUUUUUGUAGGGAAAUGUAGUCUUCCUAAUUUUAAAUAUGGAUAAAUGAACAAUUGAUUCCUCCACAAGUACAAUAUUUCCCUAGCGGACAUUAAAGUUAAUAUGUACUGGAAAUGAAUUAAGUCAUAUUUUGAAACUGUCAAGCACUCCAGAGCAAGGUAGGACGAUUGGUGAUACGCUUCUGAUACUGAGUUCCAUCCAAAAAAGUGUUCAGGUGAAAAUGUAUAACAUUAAAACUGAGAGAUCGGUAAAUUUUUUAACUAUAGGGUCAGUUAACGUUUUUACUCAAAAUUUUUGAUAAUCACCAUGAAUUAAAUCAACUAACUUUGGAAAACACUUGCAACCCCCGAUUUCUCCACAACCUGCCAUGUUAAAAUUGCUGUAUGAAAAGUUGAUCCCAGCUGGAUCCCAACGCUCUGCUGACAGAAGGAUAGAAAACGACGGUUUGAAGAUUGCCUUCAGCAGCGCUCCAGUGCAUAGCGACUGUAAUGUACGCUAUGAAUAUUUCUAAAAAAUGGGAAAAGACAAAAAAUAAACCCAAGGGUCUAUGCUAGCAGGAAAAAUCUUCAUUUUCAGUUCCACCAUAAUUUUUAAAAAUAACAGUCAAAAGAGUUAAAAAAUUACAAUGACCAAUUGACCAAACAUUCGUAUUUUUAGUUUACAUAUAAAAAAAAAACUUGUUUUCAAAAUAUUUACUGCAAAUGAAGCCUUCAUUUUUAAUUGAAAAAUUGGAAUUUUCGAGAUUUUCACAGGGCAACGUUGGUGCAUGGAUAAGCAAGCAUCAAUUUAAGCCUUGAAAUUUUCAAGAAAGGAAUAUUCUCAUAUUAUGAAUAUCACCUAAAAAUUGGUCUAUAUUCAAGGGAGGGAGGAAUAGAAAAUGUCGAUUUAGAAACAAGCUCUUUAUAAUACUCAUAAUUUAUGUUAAAAAUUAUUUUCAUAAUAUAUUCAAGUGAACCUGAUUAGUGCCAUCCCUCAGAAUGUAUUCCAGAAAACCAUGUCCAUAUAAUCAUGUGAUCUUCAAUAGUUAUUAUUUUUUUUUUUUUCAUUCAUUGUCAUGUUAUGUAGUUCCAGUGCAGAGAAUUCGAUCUGACCAUUUUCCCAAUUCUCUGUUGAGUUUAAUGAUCCUCAUAUUUUAGCUUAGAUGUAACUUUAAACUGAUUUGUCCUGUUCUAAGGAUUUGUUACUUGUUCUUCCAAAUGCAUAUUCCUGUCAAAUCUACAUUAUUUAAAUUUCAAAAUAAAUUAAUCCCAUUCUAGGUUGUA